AUGGAUGCUGAGGAGAACUUGUGUCCCCCAGGAAAAUCUCCUCAACUUAUGGAAUACAAAUGCUGUAUUUACUGUCCAGAACAUGAAAAAGUAGCUGGCUGUGAACCUUACAACUGUACGGAAAUCAAUGCCUGCUUGUCUAUAAACGAUCGACCUCGGCGCAUUCGUUUGAUUCUUACCAAAAAGAACAUCGCCACCCUUCCAAAUAACGUGUUCAAUGGAGUAUCGAAAGUUACUGAUCUGAAUCUGUCCAAAAAUAUCAUUCAAGUGCUUCCUCAUAACGUGUUCAAUGGAUUGACAAAACUUACGAUGCUUGAUUUGGGAUAUGCUGUGUCAGAUUUACUCAUGGGUAUCUACCUACUGAUAAUAGGUGUUGUGGGUGCGUAUUACGAAGGUGUAUACGCCUGGAAUGAUCAGAAAUGGAGAAACAGUAUCUUAUGUACCACGGCAGGUAUAUUAUCUAGUAUAUCCAGCGAGAUGUCGACCUUCCUCAUUCUGAUGGUGACGGUAGACAGACUUAUUGUCAUCAUGUUCCCUCUGUCCCGUCUCUCCCAAAGGAGUAUCACAUGGAAACACGCUUUAGUUGUCUCAUUGAUAUUAUGGAUUGUUGCUGUCAUACUUGGUAUUAUCCCUGUUGUUACUCUGCAGUCCUACUUCAAAGGAGAAUUCUACUCUCAAUCGAGUGUUUGUCUGGCCUUGCCUCUUAAAGGAGAUGCGCGCCCGGGGACUGAAUAUUCCUUUGCUGUCUUUGUCUGCCUCAACAGCAUCGUAUUUCUUAUAAUUGUAGUAUGUCAAAUUUGUAUUUGCAAAAGUUUGAGGAGAAGUGGUCGUCGCAGUGCCUCUUCGCAGAAUCGUCAAAGAGAGAUUACUGUAGCAACGACUCUGUUCUUUGUGGUGGCGACAGACUUUUGUUGCUGGUUCCCUGUUGGUGUCAUGGGUGUCGUAUCACGGUUUGGAAUUGAAAUACCUGACUGGGUGUAUGCCUGGGUGAUGGUGUUUGUGCUACCUAUCAAUGCCGCCAUCAAUCCGUUUCUUUAUACUGCUACAGCUGUGUGGAGGGGGAGACGGAAGAGUAACUACCUUUGA
Messenger RNA from Pecten maximus, 1086 nucleotides. Its product is annotated as G-protein coupled receptor GRL101-like. Gene Ontology annotation, molecular function: G protein-coupled receptor activity; protein binding. NCBI's taxonomy places the organism in Eukaryota, Metazoa, Mollusca, Bivalvia, Pectinida, Pectinidae. Gene Ontology annotation, cellular component: membrane. Bases 1 to 1086 code for a protein of 361 amino acids. The record is from RefSeq and is a predicted model, not a curated record. The transcript is spliced from 5 exons. Gene Ontology annotation, biological process: G protein-coupled receptor signaling pathway.